Messenger RNA from Populus trichocarpa (black cottonwood), 1095 nucleotides. RefSeq names its product probable glutathione S-transferase. The transcript is spliced from 2 exons. Gene Ontology annotation, cellular component: cytoplasm. Lineage: Eukaryota; Viridiplantae; Streptophyta; Magnoliopsida; Malpighiales; Salicaceae. The record is from RefSeq and is a predicted model, not a curated record. Gene Ontology annotation, molecular function: glutathione transferase activity. The coding region runs from base 166 to 828 and encodes 220 amino acids. Gene Ontology annotation, biological process: glutathione metabolic process.
ACACAACCCUAAAAAAUCUGCCAUAAUCUACUCACUCCAGCCUUUUUCCAACUACAAAUACUCGCAUUUCGAUACUGCCAGAGCACAACCACAUUUGUAUCCCAAGAAAACAAAGCAAAAGAACCCUAACUUGCAAGUUGCAGCAUCUUCUUUUUCACUUCAAGAAUGGCUAGUGAUCAAGUGACCCUGUUGGAUUUCUGGCCAAGUCCAUUUGGUAUGAGAGUGAGAUUAGCGUUGGCUGAAAAGGGCGUCAAGUAUGAGUACAGUGAAGAAGAUUUGAGGAACAAAAGUGCUUUGCUCCUUCAAAUGAAUCCUGUUAACAAGCAAAUCCCAGUUCUUGUCCAUAAUGGGAAACCUGUCUGUGAGUCACUUAUUAUUGUUCAAUAUAUUGAUGAGGUGUGGAAGGAUAGCGCUCCUUUGUUGCCUUCUGAUCCGUACCAGAGAGCUCAGUCUAGGUUCUGGGCUGAUUUUGUUGACAAGAAGAUAUAUGACCUUGGGAGGAAGAUAUGGACGAAAAAAGGAGAAGAACAGGAGGCAGCCAAGAAGGACUUCAUUGACAGCCUCAAGUUGAUGGAAGGAGAGCUCGGAGACAAGCCUUACUUUGGGGGCGAGACCAUCGGCUACGUUGAUAUAGCACUUGUUCCUUUCUAUUCCUGGUUUUAUGCCUAUGAGACCAUCGGAAACUUCAACAUAGAGGCCGAGUGUCCGAAGAUGAUUGCUUACUGUAAGAGGUGCUUGCAGAAAGAGACUGUAUCCAAGGCCCUUGAAGAUCCACAAAAGGUCUAUGAUUUCGUUCUGAUGCUGAUGAAGAAGUUUGGUAUUGAGUAGAAGAAAGAACAACAUGCAGAUCAGGCAUGUGCCAUUUCCUGUUAAGAAGUUUUACUUGUGUUCUGAGUGAUUUAUGUUUUAAAUAAGGAGGGCAGACAGUUGUGCCUGCCUUGUGUUUCUAGUCUGAGAGGGCACUUAGCUGUGCCUGCCUUGUGCUUAUAGUCCGAGAGGGCACCUCGUCGUGCCUGACUUAGGAUGUGGUUUCCUCCCUGUAAAGUUGAACUUCAAGUCGGUGGUUAUGAUAUAAAUACAUAUGUAUUAAUGAAA